Chrysoperla carnea is the source of this 3252-nucleotide messenger RNA. Its product is annotated as tyrosine-protein kinase transmembrane receptor Ror-like. Lineage: Eukaryota; Metazoa; Arthropoda; Insecta; Neuroptera; Chrysopidae. Gene Ontology annotation, cellular component: signaling receptor complex; membrane. Gene Ontology annotation, molecular function: transmembrane receptor protein tyrosine kinase activity; ATP binding; protein binding. Gene Ontology annotation, biological process: protein phosphorylation; positive regulation of kinase activity; cell surface receptor protein tyrosine kinase signaling pathway. The transcript has 13 exons. The record is from RefSeq and is a predicted model, not a curated record. The coding region runs from base 397 to 3135 and encodes 912 amino acids.
AGCAGCAGUAGUAGUUCAAUUAAAUUAAAAAUCAAAUGGUUACAAAAUGAAGUACCCGUUGAAGAGGAUAAAAAACGAAUUAUUAUUCGAUCAAAAACUCGAGAGGAUAAAACAGUUGUAUCUGUGUUAGAAAUACGGAAAUUAGAAAUUCAUGAUCAGGGAUUUUAUACAUGUAUUGGAAUUGGAGGGACGUUAAAAAUUAAAUCGACUGGAGUUUUACAAGUUAAUGCUAAUUUAGGGAGUACUUCAGCACUUGGUGACAUACCAAAUUAUCAACCACUGUACACGGAUGACAGCCUAUCCAGCAGUACCACUAACACAUUUCAAUCCACUGUCAUUCCACCCAUAAUUGAUAAAAUUGAAGUGGAGUCAACAAUACCAAAUUUGGAACGGACUAUGUUACAUUCAAAAACAAUUAUUGAACCCAAUUUGGAUCAAACAAAUUUAAAUUUAAAUGAAAAAAUUAAUUUUACGUUAGAGCCGAUUUGCCAAAUUUACACAGGACAGACAUGUUCUAAAUUUUUACAAAAUCAAACUGUAUUCGUACAACCGCCACAUUCACAGGCACAAAUUGAAGAGAAGCUAGCGAAAGCGUUUCUUGUUAUUAAACAUUCAAAUGACAUUUCCGUAACAUGUGAAUCUUACGCUCUACCUAGUUUAUGUUAUUCAGCAUUUCCCAUUUGUAUGACCCCGGAGGAAACAAAUAGUAAAUUUUUGAAAAGUCAUAAAAUCAAAGUACGUAAUACAAUUUCAAAUGAUGCACAACAAAUUUCUUCGGCGGGAGUUCUGGAAACGGAAAUGGAUAAUAUUGAUGAUGAUCAAACAUUAUUAAAACGUAUCAAACGUAAUAAUAAAAUUGUUGAAAAUAAUUUUUUAAUAAAAAAAUAUAAACGUGAAUUUGAUAUUGGUCCAUAUGAUUUGGAUAAACGUAGCAUACAAAUUACAGCACGUCCACAACAAUUUAAUUUUACAAAUUUACGUAAUGAAAUCCCAUUGAAACGCAUCUGUCAAGAGGACUGUGAAGUUCUGGAAAAUGAGUUAUGUCGGGUGGAGUAUGCUAUAGCUAAACGGCAUCCUUUAAUUGGACAACGUAUUCCGUUAGAAGAUUGUUCAAAUUUAUCCAAUUUAAAUGCGGAAAAUGCAUCGAAUUGCCUAUUAAUAGGAAUUGAUCGGAGUCAAAGUGUUCAAGUUGAUGAUACAUGCUAUUGGGGUACUGGACAAGAUUAUCGUGGAGAUAUUGAUGUAAGCGCAUCAGGACGUAAAUGCUUAAAAUGGGCAUUUCAGUUUUAUUAUCAUUUAACAACAUAUUCAGAAUUAGCUGGUGGACAUGCUUAUUGUAGGAAUCCCGGUGGAACUGAAUUAGAACCAUGGUGCUAUGUAGAACAAAAUGAAAAAGAAUUUUGUGAUGUUCCCAAAUGUGUAAAUCGUAUUUGGAUGUACAUAAUUUUUGGAGUUGUAGUUUUAAUUAUUGUAGUAUCAGCGUUAUGCUCACUAUUCUGUUGUCAACGUAUUAAAAAACGUAACGCACCAAAUCUGCAAAAUAUGGCUGUACCAAGUGCUGAUAAGAAUAUUUAUGGUAAUUCACGAAUGCAUAGUCCGGUUGAAGUUAAUUCAUUAUUGCCAUCGAAUAGUAAUUCGAAUCAUCAUUCAUUUCCACGUGGUGCUGGUAAGCAGAAUAAUACGAAGAAUCAUUCGCAACGAAUACCGUCAUAUUCAUUGAAAGAAGUCAAUUUUGUACAGGAAUUAGGAGAAGGUGCUUUUGGUAAAGUCUACAAAGGCAUACUCAAAACAAAGGGGGAAAAGGUGGAUGUAGCCGUAAAAGCAUUAAAGGAAAAUGCAAGUGCCAAAACUCAAGCGGAUUUUAAACGUGAAAUUGAUUUGAUAUCCGAACUACGACAUCCAAAUAUUGUAUGUCUGCUAGGUGUUAUAUCAAAAGGUGAACCGAUUUGUAUGUUAUUCGAGUACAUGGAACAAGGUGACCUACAUGAAUUCUUAAUCAAUAAUUCACCGAAUGAGGGGAAAACUUUAACACAAGUGGAAUUUUUACAUAUCGCUAUACAAAUUGCAUCUGGAAUGGAAUAUUUAUCUGCCCAUCAUUAUGUUCAUAGAGAUUUAGCAGCUCGAAAUUGUUUAGUUGGGAGUGAAUUAACUGUGAAAAUAUCUGAUUUUGGAUUAAGUCGUGAUAUUUAUAGCUCGGAUUAUUACAGAGUUCAAUCAAAGUCAUUAUUACCAGUGCGCUGGAUGCCACCAGAAAGUAUUUUAUAUGGAAAGUUUACAACCGAAAGUGAUAUUUGGUCAUUUGGUGUUGUAUUAUGGGAAAUUUACAGUUAUGGCUUACAACCAUAUUAUGGCCAUAACAAUCAAGAGGUUAUAGAUAUGAUACGAAGUCGUCAAUUAUUACCAUGUCCAGAUCAAUGUCCAUCGUAUUGCUAUGCAUUAAUGAUUGAAUGUUGGUGUGAGCAAGCAAUACGUAGACCUAGUUUUACGGAAAUUUGUUAUCGAUUAAGAAUGUGGAAACAAAAUAGUAGUAGCAGUAAUCAAGGAUCAUUACAAAAAAAUAUUGAAAAACGUACACCAAUCACACCACAUAAAUUUAACCACAAUUCCAAACCCACCCCAGGCAGUGGAGGUUCAUCAAUCAAUAUCGAUUUAGAUGCACCGUCAGUAUCAUUUUCAUCCACAACAAAAUCAUCAUCAGAAAUGAACAAUCAUCACAAUCCAAUUCGACUAAUCACCACAAAGGAUCAAUCAUUUGAGAAUUUAGCUGAGAGUAUAUCAAGUCGUAGCUCAAAAAAUUCAAAUGUCUCUAGUUUUGGUACACAUCGUACACAAAGCACAAAUUUAAGUACAGAUUGUUCAAGUCCGUCACGUACAAAAGGUCAUCCAGGUCAUAGUAAAAAUUCAUUUUUAGAUAAUAAUAAAAAAUCAUCGAUUUUAUUUGAUACAUCAAAUUCAUCAGAUCCAAGUGUUGUACAUCCGCUAUUAUCCGCUCAAAAUAAUUCAAAAGUGCCUCAAAUGUAUAAACAGUCAACGUCUGGGUCAUCUGUUGGAAGUGGAGUGCCAUCAUUUGAAACAAAAAAAAUUUUAGUGCAAUCGAUGGGUGGUGAAAAUUAUGAAACUAAAUUGUCUUAUUAAAUGAAAAGUCUUAAACGUUUUUUUGAGAUAUCUAAAAUGACUCAUAUGUUUAAAAUUAACUCCGCAGCUUUUAUACAAUUUUUUUAUUCGUUAGUUAGUUGUGUUCGUAUUUAGUGC